Molecule: messenger RNA, 1065 nt
Organism: Diaporthe amygdali
Lineage: Eukaryota; Fungi; Ascomycota; Sordariomycetes; Diaporthales; Diaporthaceae
Exons: 3
Coding region: 1-1065 (354 amino acids)
Molecular function (GO): hydrolase activity
Source: RefSeq, a predicted model, not a curated record
AUGGCUCAGGUCCCAAGUGACUCCAACGAUGACGGUGUCAGGCAGCCCCGCCAUGCGUCGGACGCACCGGGUUCCGCGGUUCUUCAGAUCAUGUCCGAUAUGCACCUGGAGACACCCAAGUUUCUCCCCAUGUAUAAUGACUUUCGGAUCGAAGUGAGGGCUAAACAUUUGGCACUGCUCGGUGACAUCGGGAUUGCUGGUGACGACAAUCUGCUCGAUUUUCUGACCCGGCAGCUGCGCCAAUUUGAGAUCGUGUUCUACGUGCUUGGAAACCACGAGCCGUACUCGAGCACAUACGAGGAUGCCGUAGCAAGAAUGGUUGCCUUCGAAGAAUCAAUCACCUUUGGAAGAGUGUUUGAAUCACAGGAGAACGGGACUCACGCUCGCCACGGCCGAUUCGUUUUCCUCAAUCGUAGACGAUUUAACCUUUCCCCUGAGGUGACAAUCCUGGGCUGCACACUCUUCUCUCACAUAUCCGACGAGCAGCGCAGCACCGUGUCCCUUUUCGUCUCCGACUUCUCCAACAUCGUCGACUGGUCCGUCGACAAACAUAAUGACGCACACCAGGCUGAUCUGGCCUGGCUCAACGCCCAGGUCGAGGCCAUCGCUAGGGACGAACCGCAUCGCAGCGUAGUCGUGCUCACCCACUACAGCCCGACAGUCGCGCCGGAAGCCAACGAUCCGGAGCAUAUAGAAGACUCGCGCGGAGUGCAGUCUGCGUUUGUGACAGACCUUAAGGAGGACCCGUGCUGGGUUUCGCCAUUGGUCAAGGUCUGGGCUUUUGGACACACGCACUAUAAUUGUGACUUUGUCGAUGAGAAGACGGGGAAGCUGGUUGUCGCGAACCAAAGAGGGUAUGGACGGGAAGGCAUUUUCAAUUUUGAUUGCGAGAAGACCAUGGACAUAUUCACGGCGUCCACAGGAAUAUGGAAAGCUCAUUACCACUUCGACAUUGAGGAUAUCAAAGCCAUUUGUGAAGGAAAGUCAAUGUGUUGCUUGCCGGACGAGCAGCUCGAGAAGCAAAUUCACGGCGUCGGUGAGCUCUGCGUGGGUGGUCCAUACUGA